Molecule: messenger RNA, 3462 nt
Organism: Leptonychotes weddellii (Weddell seal)
Lineage: Eukaryota; Metazoa; Chordata; Mammalia; Carnivora; Phocidae
Gene: ELOVL2
Product: ELOVL fatty acid elongase 2
Biological process (GO): very long-chain fatty acid biosynthetic process; sphingolipid biosynthetic process; fatty acid elongation, saturated fatty acid
Cellular component (GO): endoplasmic reticulum; endoplasmic reticulum membrane
Molecular function (GO): fatty acid elongase activity
Source: RefSeq, a predicted model, not a curated record
GCGUGGGUAAGUAGAGCGGGCGACACGGGAGCGCGGGGCAGAGGGCCGCUGGCUACCCUGGACAGCGCAUCGCCGCCCGCCGGGGUCGCCGCGCCGCAGCCGCUGCGGAUCAUGGAGCAUCUAAAGGCCUUUGAUGAUGAAAUCAGUGCUUUUUUGGACAAUAUGUUUGGACCUCGAGAUUUUCGAGUCAGAGGAUGGUUCAUGUUGGACUCCUACCUUCCCACCUUUUUUCUUACUGUCCUGUAUCUGCUUUCCAUAUGGCUGGGUAACAAAUACAUGAAGAACAGACCUGCUCUUUCCCUCAGGGGCGUCCUCACCUUGUACAAUCUCGGAAUCACACUUCUCUCCGUAUAUAUGCUGGUCGAGCUUAUUCUCUCCAGUUGGGAAGGAGGCUACAACUUACAGUGUCAAGAUCUCGCCAGUGCCGGGGAAGCUGAUGUCCGGGUAGCUAAGGUGUUAUGGUGGUACUACUUCUCCAAAUCAGUAGAGUUCCUGGACACAAUUUUCUUUGUUUUGCGGAAAAAAACCAGUCAGAUUACUUUUCUUCACGUAUACCAUCAUGCCUCCAUGUUUAACAUCUGGUGGUGUGUUUUGAACUGGAUACCUUGUGGGCAAAGUUUCUUUGGACCCACACUGAACAGUUUUAUCCACAUUCUUAUGUACUCCUACUAUGGCCUUUCUGUGUUUCCAUCUAUGCACAAGUAUCUUUGGUGGAAGAAAUAUCUCACACAGGCUCAACUGGUACAGUUCGUGCUCACCAUCACGCACACCAUGAGUGCAGUGGUGAGACCCUGUGGCUUCCCCCUGGGCUGUCUCAUCUUCCAGUCUUACUACAUGCUGACGUUAGUCAUCCUCUUCUUAAAUUUUUACGUGCAGACAUACCAGAAAAAGCCAGUGAAGAAAAAUAUGGAAGAGCCACCUGCAGGGAAAGAAGUUAAGAACGGUUUUUCCAAAGCCUACUUCACCGUGACCAAUGGGGUCAUCAACAGGAAAGCACAAUAAACAUCGAGUAACAAAGCAUAUAUAAUAGCCUAACAGAUUCGCUUGUUUUAAAGCAAAGACUGAAUUUAAAGUUACAUGUUUUAGCAUAAACUAAUUUCUUUUGAGUUUAUAAAUCAUUUGUACCCGGAAUGUAUUAAUAUAUUGCUAUUAGCUUAAUCUGUUAACUGAAUGCUCCCGUCAGCACACCGUGUCACCUCAGACACUGAGCUCUGUAGACCUCAGACCUGGUGUAGCUUCUCUCUCCUCCUCCCCACAAACUGCACCCCUCACCAGAAACUGUUUCCAUAACGCCUUAUACACAUACAAAGCCAGGAAACAUGGAGCCUUGUUUUCCGAAGCCAGUCUUCAAAUAAAAAGUUUUAUUCAGAUUGAAAUGUUUAAAACAAAAUGGUAAUUACCUUCUAACCACAGGGUCUUAAUCUAUAUUAAGCAAUAAUUGCUUAGUGCUUAUUAAGCAAUAAAGUCAUUAGUCCAUUUGUUCCAUUAGGACUCAACCCCAGAAAAUAAUUAAAAUGGAUUAUACAUGGAAGACAGGAAAAUCUAGCACAACUUUUUUCUUUUAAGGUGCAGUCUGUCAAAUUCCUACACUAAGUCUCAACUUCGUGAUAUGGUAAUGAAAUUUGUAUUUUAUUUUGACGAUUACUUUUUCUAAGAAGAAAAAAAAUCUGCCAAAUCCUCAUAGCUCAGGGGCUUCGGAUAGGAGUUGUUCCUCAGUUUUAAUUUGGUUUCCAUGACUAUUCAUAUGUUCAUGUCUACCUCCUAUGUUAAAUUCCCCUACUUUAGGUUAUAAACACACACCUUGCUCAGUUUUGAAAGCAGAAUCUAAAUCUGGCUGCCCGUUUCCUUUCUGAUCAAGGAAUCUUCCCUUCUCCCUAGAAGGAUAAGCCACUGGAAUAUUUCUAAAUCAGAGCAGUUGGGGCAAAACAGACAUUGGGUUUUUCCACUAUUUCUUGUGAGCCCGCUUGUGAAUACUACCCCCAAAUACCUGCUGUCACUCUUUGCAGGUUAAGUUUUUGAAAAUGGGAAGAGGAGGAUGAUGGAAAGAUUCCAACGCUGAGCCAGGGGGUGGUAAUGAGCCUCCGUGAAAAGUGCCAAUUUGGCAAACUCAGCACAUCCCUUCCCUGCCCAGGUAACACGCUCUCACUGAGAACAAGCACAAAAGCAGACGAAAGCAGUAGUGAAUAUUCUUUUUUCUCCCUGCGUAUUGGACCUUUACUAUUCACUUGCACCAAGAAUGGAAACAAUAUUUUUUAAAGAUGUGGGGAAGAUUUAUGCCCUAAGACAAGACUUGCCGCCUUUGACACUCUUUCCUACCUUCUCUUUAAAAUAGCUCAUAGGGUGUCCCGUUGAGGUCCGAAGCACAAGCACCAGAAGGGCAUGCUUACCGCUCACUGGACCCCAUCCGCUCUGUCCGGGAUGCCUUUCUGUCCUCCUUACCCCCUCGCUUUCUAGUGUUAAAAUUCUUCUCCGUUUAAAAAAGAGCACAGACUCUGGUACGACACUGAACGUGGACUGUGAUUGUGUUUUCUCACUUCUCGCUCACGUCUGCUACCCUCUCAGGACCUGGCCCGCUGUGUGGAAGAUGACGGGUCUUGGCUGUUUGUUGUGGUAGAUGCGCUGUGCGUAUAUGUACAUGUCACAGGUGGGCACUUGGUCCAUUUUUAUUGAACACACAUUUUUGACACCCACUUACUCUUGGAUUUAUUUUUCUAAAAAGUUUUCUAAAACUGAUUUUUCUAGGGUGCUUCAUCCCUGCUUCUUCCAUCCCAUCCUAACAGUAUUGUUAGGAGUAUCGUUCUCUCCCAGAAAUUCAUUUUAAAAUAAGGGCUAGCCCCAAGUAUACCUCUGAUUACUCCUCUGUAACAAACAUGGGUUGGACUAAAGCCCCUCAGAGCAACUGGACUCUAGCUCAGUUUUAGGUCCCAAGUGAGGGCUAAAAAUCUGUUCUCAAAGUGCAUUCUGGGGAAAAAUGAGACUCAGGGAGAAGCCGGAUCUCACUGGGCCUUCAUUGUUUGCAGCUGGUCCUCAAAUGUCAGGAAGGCCAGAAAGUCUCCCCCCCCCGGCGUUUACCUGCAACUUUGGUGCUUUCCUGGACUUGGUAUUGGCAGAGCAAGGAGGGAAGCCAUCCUUCAGCAGAAUGAGUGAGCCCCCCAGCUGUAAGUACAAGGCAGGUGGAAGCCUCUCAGAUCAAAGGGAAAAACCAGGGUAGUUUGCCCUUUUCCAGCUCAACGUAGAGGUUUCAGGACGCUGUUUCCCAUUGGGUCUUUAAUUCUAAUCAAAUACUUCUAGCCUUAAACCAUUCAAAGGCUGAUACAAAUACACAGAGCUAUGAAAUCUUAGCCGCAAAAGCUGAAUCAGGUAAAUAUUUUGACCUGUUAUUAAGUAUUGGAACUUUAAAAAGCAAAAUGUCUACAUUUAAUGUGAUUUUCCUAAAACUGUAAAAAAAAAAAAAAAAAAAAA